GUAUUAGGACAGAUUUAUAGCAGCAAUUCAUUUGCUGACGUGGCACCCCAUUAUCCGGACGAAAUCCAAAAACAAUGAAGUUUCCUUCCUCUCAUACAGGAGACCCAAAUACAAGCAGUAGCAGUAUCAGCAGCACUUCACCAUGGCGGUAUCUUGUCCUCCUUUUUUCAUCUUCUUCUUCCUCCUGUUUCUCCGUUCACUUCCUCCGUUCCUGUCUUCAUCGGAAUCGGAUUCCCCACAUAAUUUCAUCAUCCACGUCUCCAAAUCCCACAAACCCUCCUUUUUUUCCUCUCCCCGUCACUGGUAUACCUCCAUCAUCCACUCUCUCCCUCCUUCUUCCCACCCCACCGAGCUUCUUUAUACCUACGAGCGCGCCAUCAAUGGCUUCUCCGCCCGUUUAACCGCCGAACAGGCGUUCAAACUCCGCCAGCUUCCUGGUAUCCUCUCUGUUAUUCAGGACCAGGCGCGUCAGAUUCACACCACUCGAACUCCUCACUUUUUGGGCCUCUCCGACGGAAUUGGCCUUUGGGGGAACUCGAAUUACGGCGAUGGUGUGAUAAUCGGAGUUCUGGACACGGGGAUUUGGCCGGAGCGUCGGAGUUUCUCGGAUUCGGAUCUGUCCCCUGUUCCGUCGAGAUGGAAGGGUGUAUGCGAAGCAGGGCCCGAUUUUCCGGCAUCCGCUUGUAAUCGGAAGAUCAUCGGCGCUAGAGCGUAUUACAGAGGAUAUGUGUCGUAUCUUGGAAAACCCAUGGAUGAGUCAAAGGAAUCUAAAUCACCACGGGAUACCGAAGGCCAUGGGACACACACUGCUUCUACGGCUGCCGGAUCUGUGGUGGUCAACGCCAGUUUCUACCAAUACGCCUAUGGGGAAGCUCGCGGCAUGGCAGCGAAAGCUCGAAUUGCCGCUUACAAAAUCUGUUGGAGUUUUGGGUGUUUCGAUUCCGAUAUACUAGCAGCCAUGGACCAAGCUAUCGCCGAUGGAGUUGAUGUGAUCUCUUUAUCCGUCGGAGCAACUGGGUAUGCUCCUGAGUACUAUCACGAUUCCAUAGCAAUUGGGGGUUUUGGUGCUGCACAGCACGGAAUUGUUGUUUCAUGCUCUGCUGGGAAUUCUGGUCCUGGUCCGUUCACCGCCGUUAACGUUGCGCCUUGGUUAUUAACCGUUGGUGCGUCCACAAUUGAUCGAGAAUUUCCAGCUGAUGCUGUUCUCGGCGAUGGAAGGAUCUUCAGUGGCGUGUCGCUGUAUUCCGGAGGUCCUCUUCCUGAUUUCCAGCUUCCUCUCGUAUAUGCUGGCGAUGCUGGAAAUAGUUAUUGCUAUAUAGGCAGUCUAACUCCAUGGAAAGUUCAGGGGAAAAUUGUAGUAUGUGACAGGGGAGGGAAUGCCAGAGUUGAAAAGGGAAGUGCGGUGAAGCUUGCUGGUGGGUUGGGAAUGAUUCUUGCAAAUAUUGCAGGGAACGGUGAAGAACUGAUUGCUGAUUCCCAUCUGAUUCCGGCAACCAUGGUAGGGGAAGAAGCCAGCAAUGAGAUACGAAAUUACAUCAAGUCCAGUCAGUUCCCUACGGCCACAAUCAAUUUCCGUGGGACAGUGAUUGGCACUAACCCUCCAGCCCCAAAGGUUGCAGCUUUCUCUAGCCGGGGUCCGAGCCACCUGACCCCAGAGAUCCUCAAGCCGGAUGUCAUUGCUCCAGGUGUCAACAUCCUUGCCGGCUGGACCGGGUUCACUGCGCCAACUGAUCUCGAUAUUGAUCCCAGGAGAGUCGAUUUCAACAUAAUCUCAGGCACCUCAAUGUCCUGUCCUCAUGUCAGCGGAUUGGCUGCCCUGCUUCGAAAGGCAUACCCCAAUUGGUCACCGGCAGCCAUCAAAUCCGCCCUUAUGACUACUGCUUACACCGUUGAUAGCUCCGGGAAUGACAUUAAGGAUCUUGCAACAGGUGAAGAAUCAACCCCGUUUAUCCACGGAGCUGGCCAUGUUGAUCCGAACAGAGCUCUUAAUCCGGGAUUGGUAUACGACAUUGAAGCAGAUGAUUACAUUGCAUUCCUCUGCUCCAUUGGGUAUGACUCAUUCCAAAUCGCAAUUUUCCUUGGAGAGCCAGCAGGUUCCGACAUAUGUGACGGGGAGCUGUCUUCUCCAGGAAACCUGAAUUACCCAUCAUUCUCAGUUGUGUUCGGAUCAGACACCAAUGUGGUUAGAUACAAGAGGACAGUAAAGAAUGUGGGGAGUUCCGCGGGUGCAGUAUAUGAAGUUAAAGUGAAUGCACCUCAAGGGAUUGAGAUCAGUGUCUGGCCAAGUAAACUUGAGUUCGGUUCCAAGAACCUGACAUUGUCCUACGAGGUUGAGUUUAGAAGUGGUGUUGGGUUGGGACUGUUGGAAGUUGGAUCCCAGAAAUUUGGGUGGAUUGAGUGGAGUGAUGGAGUUCAUCAAGUGAGGAGUCCGGUUGCUGUAAGGUGGAUCCAAGGACUUAAGGAGACCAUUUGAAUUUGUAUAGAAUUAAUGUAGUAGGGUGAAGAAAGGACAUUGCGUAUUGGGGUCUUUAUUUUUUGAGUUUUCUACUUUCAUCUUAUAAUUGUGUUUUGUUCAUAAUGUAUCCAUUUAUCAUCAUAAAUCAUGUGGAGGGAUGGAUGAAAUGUGAGAGAUCGAGAACAUCCAUGGACAUUUGAUUCCGAAGUGAAUUUUAGUU
Molecule: messenger RNA, 2675 nt
Organism: Rubroshorea leprosula
Lineage: Eukaryota; Viridiplantae; Streptophyta; Magnoliopsida; Malvales; Dipterocarpaceae
Source: the annotation of a GenBank genome assembly